UACAGUGAGGAAGAGAGAGAGAGAGACAGAGAGAGGGCUUGGACUACUCUUCCCUCGCACUUGCUUGUUUAGUGCAAGAAUACUGGGGCUAGUACUGUUAUUUUCUUCGAGUGCUAGUGCUACAUGGCUGUGGAGGUAGAAGAUGACGUGUUCUUUGCAGAUCUAAGCAAGCAGCUUGCGCUGCUAAUCAUGGAUGAUGAGGAAGAAUUCCCGGCGCAGUAUCCUCUGCUUCCGGCUCAGGAGCUUCCUUACAUGCCCCAAAUCAUGAUGCCACCUUCAUAUGGCUAUGAAGUGUCCUACAGAAGGGAGAGCAAAGGAACUGGGGUGUUCAUUCCACAGUCCACUGCACCAAGAAGGAAGAACAGGUCAAGGAGGCAAACCACAGUGGAUAGCCACCCCCAAAGGCAGUUGAACAAGUCUGCCAUUGUGGUUUCUCAAGUCACCAAGAACUAUAACUUUCAUCCCAAUCAUUACAGUCACUCAAGUGUGCUAAAGAGACACACAUAGAGCUCUCGAGUGAUCUCUGUCUCACACUAACCUCUCUGGUCCUGGUAGAUUUGUUUACAGUGUCGAGUGUCUUCUAUGGUGCACUGCAGAGGGAAAUAACACUCUUCCAACUGGUGUUGUGCUUGUGAGGAGGGCCUAUAAUAAGCUUCAACCCUCUUCAGUGAUUAAUGCAACUGAUGAAGGGCAAAUAGGAGUGGAUCAAGUGAUCAUUGAAUGUAUUGAUUGGUGAAUGUACAGCAUGAUAAUAAUCAUGUUAUUGAGAUAUUGUUAUUGAUGUGAUGAGGGCCUUCAAGUCCUCUUUAUCUGGAGGCCAACCAAAGCAACAAUGAAGUGCCAAAUGCUAAUAAUGUACUUAGUACUCCCUUUCUAAUCUAAAGGGUUUUUACAAUA
Messenger RNA from Musa acuminata subsp. malaccensis (wild Malaysian banana), 897 nucleotides. RefSeq lists its product as uncharacterized. NCBI's taxonomy places the organism in Eukaryota, Viridiplantae, Streptophyta, Magnoliopsida, Zingiberales, Musaceae. The record is from RefSeq and is a predicted model, not a curated record.